Scheffersomyces amazonensis is the source of this 1917-nucleotide messenger RNA. Its product is annotated as deubiquitination module subunit. NCBI's taxonomy places the organism in Eukaryota, Fungi, Ascomycota, Pichiomycetes, Serinales, Debaryomycetaceae. The record is from RefSeq and is a predicted model, not a curated record. Bases 218 to 1882 code for a protein of 554 amino acids. Gene Ontology annotation, cellular component: SAGA complex. Gene Ontology annotation, biological process: regulation of transcription by RNA polymerase II; RITS complex assembly; regulatory ncRNA-mediated heterochromatin formation. The transcript has a single exon.
CAGUAUAACUUAUCUAUUCUUACAUAAUUGUCGUGCCUUUUAAUUAAGUAUAUUUAUUGUGAGACUCACUAUUUUGUUUUCAUUAUAGUGGUCGCAUAUCUAUUUGGCAUUGAUAAUUUACUUAUAAGACCUUUCAUCUCUUGACCCCCCCCUUCUCCUACACAUCAACCUUCACACAUUAUCAUCAACAUAUUCCCAACAUCACCCUAAAUAGAUUAUGUCCAAGACUUCGAGAGCACAACAAAUAAUCACAUUAGAUUCAUUGCGUUCACUUAAUAAUUUAUCGGAUAUUAAUUCACCAUUAACUGAUUCUUCAUCAACAUCAACAACUACAACUACAACAGCUACAAAUAAAAAGCCUAUUAUCUGGAAAGAUUUGGGAGCUUUCUUGGAUAAGAAGAUAGAAAUUAAGAGAUCAUCUCAAUAUUUAGAUUCUCAUUCCCUUAUAUCAAAUUAUACCCUUAAUUCAAUUCCUGAUACUUCAUUUUUAUCAACUAAUAUCAAAUAUAAAAUUUGUAAGUCUUGUAAUAGACCCAUUGGAGAAACAAGUUUAUCAAAUCAUUAUACCAAGUGUUUUGAAUUAAAACAAAAGAGACAACAAGAAGCCUUAGCUGAAAUUCGUGAUAGUUCCAAUAAUAGUACUCUUAAUAGUAGUAAUAAUAAUUCAAAUAUGAUUAAUAAGAGAAAAAGAGGUAAACAAUUUUUAGAAAUUGAAACUUCAUCAGUUGAUUCAUCAAGAAAUUCUACUCCUGUUCCAAAUACUCCAUUGAAUGGAGCAAAUAAUGGUUCUUCAGCUGCACCUGUUAAGCCUAAGAAGAAAUAUAAGAAAUCACAAACUCAGAAGGAGAAAGAAGCCGCUAAUGCAGCAGCAGCAGCUGCAGCUGCCGCUGCUGCUGCUAAUGGUGGUACUAGUAAUUCUGAUUCACCAGCUGGUUCUGAGAAGAAGAAAAAGAAACAACCUAAACCAAGGGCAGUUGCAAAACCUAAGGGUCCAGUUGAUGUUGAGAAACAAUGUGGGGUACCUUUAGCAUCAGGAGGAUUUUGUGCACGUUCAUUAACUUGUAAAACUCAUCCUAUGGGAGCUAAACGUGCUGUUCCAGGUAGAAGUGCUCCUUAUGAUGUUUUAUUACAACAAUAUCAAAAGAGAAAUCAAGCCAAAAUUGCUGCAAACAAUGCUUUGGCAGCUCAAAGAAGAGAAAAUGCAGUAUUUCAUGGUGGACAAGAUAUUAAUGGUGAUGGUAAUUUGAAUUAUAAUAAAAUCCUUGAUCCUGAUGAAGAAACUCAUUUAGUAUUAGAAGGAUUAUCAAAGAAUAAUCCAAUACCAUUAGAAAGAAAAAUUAUAUUACCUGUUAGAUAUCGUCAUAGAUUUUUAGUUGGAAGAGAAUUUUAUGCUAAUUCAUUAAUAAAAUUACAACCUAAUCAAGCUCAACAUGCUAAUAGUAGUGGGAAUUCUAAUGGAAGUGCCACAUCUUCUAAUGGAAGUAAUGGUCCAGGAAGUGCAAAUGAACAACAAACAUUAGCCACUCAAGCUAUUUCUGGAUCAAUUGGAGGUUUACAAGGUAGAUGUGCAUUAAUUAAUGUUGAUGCAGCACCAAUUACUAAUUAUGAUUCUCCAAGUCAAACUUUUAGUUCAAUACCGGGAGAAAUUUAUCAAGUUAGAGCUCCACUGAGAGCUAUUGCAACUACUGCUCAAUAUAAUAUUCGUCAACAAGAAGUAUUCCAGAAGCAAUUAUAUCAAUUACAACAAAAGCAACAACAAAUGUUAUUAAUGAGACAAAGGCAACAACAAGCUCAAGGUCAACCUCAAGUCCAACAACAGAGUCAAGGACAACCUGUUCAAGCUCAAUCUGGUCAACGUACAGGAGGACCUGUACCUUCUUAAUUUUUAUAUUAUGGUUCCAUAAGUUUCAAUUAUUU